Microthlaspi erraticum is the source of this 1173-nucleotide messenger RNA. The record is from the annotation of a GenBank genome assembly. NCBI's taxonomy places the organism in Eukaryota, Viridiplantae, Streptophyta, Magnoliopsida, Brassicales, Brassicaceae.
AUGCACCUACUGUGGCCAUUCACACUUCACCAGUUGAGCUCGCACGACAAGCUCGAUCGGCAGCUCGAUCGAGUCAACUCUAGCUCGAUCGAGUCCGACCUCUUCUGUCCGAAGCCUGUUUUGCUUGAUCCUUACCAACCGGUUGCCGCUUCCUCGUCUCGCCUACUUAGUCAAGGUCACAAGGAAGUGAUUCACAAGUUCAGAAGAGAUCUCAGUGGGAUUGGAAUUGAGUUGCCUCCUAUGGAUAGCAUGAGUGAGGCAUUUGAUCAAAUGCAAAUGGUCAAGGAUGUUCUAGCCAACAGUGAUAAAGUUUCAGAGGUCCUACAAGAGUCUACUCAUCAGUUCAACCUGCUUACUUCACCCACCUUCCUACCAAAGGUCAAGGAUCAAGGGAAAUUCACUCUCCCUUGCACACUUGGGCAUCUUGAGAUUGACAAUGCCUUAGUGGAUUCUGGAGCAAGCAUCAAUCUGAUCUCUCUCUCCAUGGCAGAGAAGCUAGGCAUUGCUGGAGCCUUGCAGCGCCCUACUACUUCAAUCAUGUUUGGAGAUGCAACUUCUAAGUCUCCUCUUGGAGUGUUCAAGAACUAUCACUUGAAAAUUGGAGAAUGCAUCAUCCAAACUGAUCUCACUGUGAUGGAAAUGGAAGAAGAGAAGGAUUUACCUCUGUUAUUGGGAACCCCUUUCCUUAGUACAGUUGGCGCUUCAAUAGACUUUCACAAGCAAGAAGUGAUCCUUCACAAGGUGAAUAGUUUGGUGUCAUAUCGCUUGCAGCCUAGAGGUUCAGACUUUUGUGCCACAAUUGACAGUACCACUCUCAGUUCUAAGAGUCAUGGAGCUACAAAGGUUGUGAAGGAAAGGGUUGACAAAGAACCAAGAGUUGGGAAGGAUAAGGAUGAGAGAGGACCAAGGAUUGAGAAGCCACGUCUUGAGAGGGCUAGAGUUGAGAAACCACGAUCUGAUAGACCACGAGCUGAUCGACUUGUUCAAGCCCCUUGUGUGCUUGAUGAAGAGAGCCUUCAAGCUUUGUUUGAUGAGCCACUAGGAAGGGCUCUAAAAGAAGGGGAGGAUGUAGCCUCUAAGGCAAGACCAGGGAUAAAAGAAAGGAUCCACCAGCUCAGGCCCCUUCAUCAAGCCAUCUCAGCUCACAAUGACUUUGUUCCCCACCAAGUUUGA